GAUUUGUAGUUUUUUUUUAGGCCGCCUACUACGUCAACGGAAGUGUUCUGAACUGACAUGAGAUAGGUCACAUUGGUUCAGUUUUGUAACGUUUUGAGAAACAUCGCUGUUAUGGAGACUGCCAACGCAGAGGAGAUCCAACUGAGGCAUGUGGAAAAAGAUGUCCUGAUCCCCAAGCUGAUGAGGGAGAAAGCCAAGGAGCGCUGUGCUGAGAAAGUUGAAGCCUUCGGCCACUGCUGUAAAGAAUCUGGUUUCUUCAUGGUGUUUAAGUGUCGAGAGGAGAAUUCAGCGCUGAAGGAAUGUAUGACUUUACACUACAAGGACCCUGCGUUCUUUGAGGAGUGUAAGCAGGAGUACGUCCGGGAGAAACUGGAAUUUGAGAGGACGGGGAUCCCAUCAAAAAAUCGGAAACAAAAACUACCAACUAGCAUGUAAUGAACAAUAUGAGACCCAAUUAACUUCCUUUUGAAGGUGAAGGUACGGAGCAUGGGGCUCCUACCAGAACCAGCACCAAGGUCUGCACACCGAGGAUAUGCGGUCAUCUGGCAGGAUUUAUUACUGAUAAAGCCACAAGCCUUUGCUUUAUUUAGAUCUGUGGUAUUUGUGACUGACACUACUUUGGUGUGCGAAAGUGAUAUAUAAUCAAAAUGAUGCCUAUUUUUUAUGUUCUGUAUAUUUGCAAAAUAUUCUCCAUCAGAUGGCCACAAUUGUAGCAUUAGAAUUAUCUUUCUAACUUGAUUGAAUCAGCAUUCUGUACAUUACAUUUGCCAAUUGUUGGUUGAUAAGAGUGGAGCUCUUUGGCUAUGGAGGCGUGUACACGUAAAUUGAGGGAUGCUCAAUAUCUGCUGAACACCUUGUAGUAUGUUUAUAUUCUACAUGCAAUGACAACACAAGUGGUAAUGAAGAGUCUGGCUUGUUGCCUUUGCCUGGCCCCACAGUGUGGUUAAACGUCCUCAGAAGGUAUAUAUUAACAUAAAAAAAAAACACUUGUAAGUUUAGACUUCAGAGUGAAGUGUUUGUUAGAGGUCUCUGACAAGUAACCAAACAAUGACACCCAGUUACAAAAUCAUGUGAUUUUGAUUAGGUGACAUAUGCAAUGAAAUGUGACAUUGUAAAUAUUCCGUGGCAGUAAAGUGUGUAUUGGUGGCAAA
Xiphias gladius (swordfish) is the source of this 1151-nucleotide messenger RNA. It is a transcript of the gene cmc1, whose product is annotated as C-x(9)-C motif containing 1. Gene Ontology annotation, cellular component: mitochondrion. The transcript has 4 exons. Lineage: Eukaryota; Metazoa; Chordata; Actinopteri; Istiophoriformes; Xiphiidae. The record is from RefSeq and is a predicted model, not a curated record. Bases 112 to 435 code for a protein of 107 amino acids.